CUUCUGUCCUCCUCCUCGUUCGCUGCUUUCCACAUCGGGCGAUCAAACUUUGGAAUAUUAGUUCUUUUGGGAUUGUUUUCAUCUCUUUGCACCACCUCAUUGAUUCAGUACUUGUACUUUAUACACUUUUUGUGAAGUACUUUGUCAUGUCUUUUGGAAAGUUUUAAGUACUUUUUUGGUGACUUUUUAAGUCGUCUUUUUUCAGUCUGGUUUCAUCAGGUACUUAAACAUCGUGUGUUCGUCACUUCGUAUUCUGAAAUAAAUAUUGUGAAUUCAUUUUUAUGGCGGUUUAGUGUGCAGUGUGUAUCUGCCGUCUGGCCUGGUUCUGGCCUGGCUCGGCCCUGUUUUUUUUGGGGUUUCGGCUGAGAUCGGAGACGGUCCAUGCAGCGCUACCGCCAUUAUGGCUCCUCCUCCUCCUCUUCCCCCUCCUCUGCUCCCGUAGAGGAGAUCCACGCCGAAGAGGAGGAGGAGGAGGAGGAGGUGUUCACUGAAGAGGAGGUGUAUGAGGAGGAGGCGGAGCCGCUGAUACAGGAGGAGGCGGAGCCUGCGGUGCAGCAGACAGGAGGCGUUAAUGAGGAGGAGGUCGCACAGAUGAAGGAGGAAGUGCAGCCUGACGUCCAGGAGACGGGUUGGAAAGAGGGGAAGACAACGCCGGUGGAAAGCAAGAAUGGAAAGCGGACGGAGAGAGCCGGAGGAGGCGGAGACGCGGCAGCAGCAGGAGGCUCGAAGUACUCCAUGUUUACCUGGUUCGUGGUCCUGGCUCUGCUGGGAGUCUGGAGCUCCGUGGCCGUGGUCUACUUCGACAUCGUGGACUACGACAGCGUCAUCGCCAGAGCUAAGGAGUUCCACAUGAACUUUUCUGAAGUUUUACAAGGGAAACUGACGGCCUACGACGCCGACGGAGACGGAGACUUUGACGUGGAAGAUGCUAAAGUUCUGCUCGAUGAAAAGAAGUUAAAAAAUCCUGCUGUCAGGAGAGACAGGCUGAGAAAAGCUGAAGAAGGAGAGACGGCUGCUAGAGAGAACACAACCCGAGAGCGGCCCGUCGGGGGCACCCGGCUGCGCUCUGCUCUCAGGGAGGAGCUGAGGAUGAUCCACGAGAAGAUGGUGGCCAAGAGGAUCGCUCGCAUGGCUCUGGCCGAGAUCAGGGCCUUCCUCGCCGAAGAAGAGGAGAAGAAGGAGGCAGCCUGGGAGCUGAAGAUGAAGACGCUGGAGGAUGCACAGGAGCAGCUGAGGGAGGAGAGGAGGAGGGAGGCAGAGAGGCAAAGGAUAGAGAAAGAAAAGGCAGAGAAGGAGAGGGUAGAGAAGGAGAAGGCAGAAAGGGAAAGGAUAGAGAAAGAGAAGGCAGAAAGGGAAAGGAUGGAGAAAGAGAAGGCAGAGAAGGAGAGGAUAGAGAAAGAGAAUGCAGAAAGGGAAAGGAUGGAGAAAGAGAAGGCAGAGAAGGAAAGGAUGGAGAAGGCAGAGAAGGAGAGGAUAGAGAAAGAGAAGGCAGAAAGGGUGGAAAAGGAGAAGGCAGAAAGGGAAAGGAUGGAGAAAGAGAAGGCAGAGAAGGAAAGGAUGGAGAAGGAGAAGGCAGAGAAGGAGAGGAUAGAGAAGGAGAAGGCAAGGAUGGAAAAGGAGAAGGCAGAAAGGGAAAGGAUGGAGAAAGAGAAGGAGAGGAUAGAGAAAGAGAAGGAGAGGAAAGAGAAGGAGAGGAUAGAGAAAGAGAAGGCAGAAAGGGAAAGGUUGGCCCGGGAGAGGGCAGAUAAGGAGAGACAAGAGAUGGAAAGAUUGGCCAAAGAAAAGGCGGCCAGAGAAGAGAGGGAACGACUAGAGCGAGAGAGGGCGGAGAAGGAAAAGAUGGAGAGAGAGCGCCUGGCCAGGGAACGAGCGAGGGCGGCGAAGGAAAAGGCAGAGAGGGAACAACGGGAGAAAGAGAGACUGGAGAGAGAGAGGGCAGAAAAGGAGAGAAUGGAGAGGGAGCGCAUCACAAGAGAAAGAAUAGCCAGAGAGAAGGCAGAGAGGGAGAGACUUGAGAAAGAAAGGAUUGCCAAAGAGAAAGCGGAGAAAGAGAGGCUGGAGAGGGAACGCAUCGCUAAGGAAAGAGAGCGAAUCGCCAGAGAGAGAGAGCGGCAAGAAAAAGAACGAGUCGCCAAAGAAAGAGCAGAAAAGGAGAGGCUGGAGAGGGAACGCAUCGCCAAAGAAAGAGAGAGAAUCGAAAGGGAGCGAAUCGCCAGGGAUAAAGAGAGGGUGGAAAAAGAAAGAAUAGCCAAAGAGAAGGAAAGGAUGGAGAGGGAACACAUGGCCAGGGAAAGGGCAAGAAUUCUUCAGGAGCGGGAGAGAUUACAGAAAGAAAAGUUAGAGAAGGAAAUGGCGGCGAGAGAAGAGAGGGAGAGGAUGGCGAGAAUCGCUCGGGAGAAGGAGAGAAUCGAACAGCUGAGACUAGAGAAGGAAAGGACGGCGAAGGAGAGAGCGGCGCGAGAGAAAGCUGCUCGGGACAAGAUGGAGGUGGAGAGGCUGGCGAAGGUAGAAGUGAAGAAACCGGAGCCGCUCGAGAGGAAACCAAACGCUUCCCAGCUGAAAGCUCCGGCAGUGAGUGAGCGAGCGAGUGCGCCAGCAGUCAAGAGGGAGAAGAGCGUGGUGGAGGAGAAAAUGGCCGUCGGCGGGAAGAAGAAAUAA
Molecule: messenger RNA, 2658 nt
Organism: Sander lucioperca (pikeperch)
Lineage: Eukaryota; Metazoa; Chordata; Actinopteri; Perciformes; Percidae
Product: calponin homology domain-containing protein DDB_G0272472-like
Exons: 9
Coding region: 382-2658 (758 amino acids)
Biological process (GO): peptidyl-aspartic acid hydroxylation
Cellular component (GO): endoplasmic reticulum; membrane
Molecular function (GO): peptidyl-aspartic acid 3-dioxygenase activity
Source: RefSeq, a predicted model, not a curated record